UUCUAUACUUUUGAGGCAUAAGCAAUUAGGAAAUAACACUUACUACCCAGGAACAAAAACUGUGUUACAUAGUUUAUUCACUAUAGGAUUGCAUAUACAAAAAGAUUUAUCAACCCUACCCUAAUAAAUUUACGACAGUAAAAGCAUAACGACGUGAAAUACAGGACAGUGAAAGCAUUGUAAAUCAUAGGCUAGUACUGUAAAGCAUAUUAAAUGUAAACUAUGAUAUACUACGGUAAAUGCGUAGUAUAACAAUAGGAAAACUGCAAAAUUCACUCCAAAUUUCCAGCUGUAAACCUUUAUGUUGUAUAAUAAGAUAUAUUGACUCUAGAUUACUGUUGACCUGGAUUAGUCUCAAUACCCUGUAAUCGCAAAACUAAAUCUUCAUAUUUCCCAGAAAAAAGUUAGUCACAAGGGUUUUUAACAGAAAGUAAUGCACCAGAAGCCUCCAUAGUGAAAUAACAUUUCUUAAAACAGCAUAGCCAUCUUUUUCUCCAGACACUGUAAAUACAGCCAGCCCUGGGCUAAUUUCCCUGCCUGGAAAUUUGACUGAAAAGCACCAGGGGAAUCACACUAAAGCAGUGGCGUAUGCUUUGAUUGAAUCCACCUCUAAAUAACAUGGUUUCUGCAAUGGGGUCGGGGCACUGCCUGCUUGUAUUUACAAGCAGAAACUAUGCAAACUUGUGCUAACUUCCCCAUUGCAGUCCCUUAGUAUGCUAGUGGCUAGCGGAAGCAACAUGUGCACUUUGCACUGUUUUUAUGCACUGCACGUUUUUACAGAGCUGUUCAGUUAAUGGGCAAAAGGUACAAGGCAAAGCCAAAGAAGUGUCUUAACUGGCCAGAAAGAAAAACCUGUGUCCAUAAAGAACCAGUGGUUAAACUAAUAAUAACGUGAUUAUGCUCUUGGUUUUUCCACUCUGGGUAAAUUGCUCAUAUGCAUUUUUACAGUGGAGUGGGCACUUUGGAUACAAUGGAAAACAUAGGCCUAUAGGUUUUAAUGGCAGCUCGGCUGCUCACUAGCUUGAGCACUAUUUAUCACAGCUGCACUGUUUGUGGAAGACAGUAUGAAUCUCAAAAUUAAAUGAAUGAUAACCACAGAUGUUCUUCCUGGGUUUCUUUAAAAAUAAGAAAUAAUUCUACUCCACAAUGAUUAGUUUGAUAACCGCACUGAUUUCUUCCAUGUGGACUAGUUAGCUGGGACAAAAAAUGUCAGUCAUUGUGCAAAACAGUUUAUUGGGCACAGGUGUUUGCAUUUUUGAUAAAGAAAAAAAAAAAAAACAUGAAAAUGACGUUUUUGAAAAGAUUCAAUAAUGUGUCUAGGAAUUUGUAGUUGUAUCAAAGUGCCUUUUGAAUAAUGGCAAUUACAUUUGUUAAAAUACAAUGUCUCAUGUUUUAUUUUAAUACACACUAUACAGAGUACACUAAAGUUAAAACAAGUAAAAACAAUCAGUGAAUAUCAUGUAUACAAGAUAAAGUGAUGUUAAUCAGCUGUGAGAAUAAGACCAGAGCAAUGGGUCAGGAGAAUUUAAAGGUGUACCACCUUAGCCAAGGGUUGUUUGAGAGACAAAGUAGGGCCUAUUCUAUAAGGAUGGACUGUUUGGUGGGUGUAUCAUUGAAUUAAUUUUGACACUAUUGUUAUGCUAUCUUUUGGUAUUGCAGAGACAUUGCUAAUCCAUUUACCUGAUUAACUGAAGUUAACUGCAUUUUACUUUUUCAGUAUCAUUUCCUGAACAAAGGAAUAGGGAUGCUUCCUGAUGCAUAUUCAUCAAAGUGUUGCAAGACAGUACAAAUUUUAAAUAAUACAACAAAUAUAUUAAAUAAUUUUUUAAAAAAAUAGCAAAAUUUGAAUAGGUGCCUGCUAAGAUGUUGAUACAUUUUGUGUAAGUUGUUUCUUAUUGUAUUGUAACAUGGAGGUAAAGAAAGCAGUCCAGGCAGAGAUUCUGUUCUCAAAUGUAUUAUUACUCGAGGAACAAAGAACAAGCAGUCAAAAACAAAACAGGUUCUCUCCCACAGCCCCCCUCUCUGCCAGGCUUAAACACCGCUCCCAUAUUCACACCAUCAUGCAUGCUCCCCCAAUCACAGGCAUGUAUCCCUGUCCCACCACCCAUUAUCUCAAUGCAUCCACAUAGUUCAGCAAACCCCAGGGGGGCUCUCCUGCAAAUGCAUGUCUGACUGGCUGCAGUCACAGCAGAUAUGGCUGGAUUAGGUCCACCUUCCUCAUUUCCCUCAGUAUUCUCUCUACCUCCUCCGGUCCGGCCAGAGGCCUCAGCUUGACUGGCGCUUCCUCCCCCUUGUCGAUGUCCUGUUGCACCAGGUGUAUGUGGUCCGCUUCCUUGGCUCUGGCGGCAAAACUACCGCUAUUCCAGCAGCAGAUCCCACAGCCUGCUGCUCUAACAGCUGUAGCACCAGACAGCAGCCACUGCUGCCAGGACAGUGCCUUCACUGACAGGUGACUGGGGCUUGGCUGGGGCUGUAGGCUGGUUCUCUUGGCACAGCCACUGUGGGGGCUUAAUUGCUUGGCUUUGGACCCUGGCUGUGCUGGCUGGACCCUGGGCUCGGGCUGUGCUGGUCUGAGGACUUCGCCGGCCCUUGGUCGGUCCCCCACAAGAGCUGGACAUCUGGCAAGGUAGUCCCACCAGGCUGCCUCAGAGGGUGAGCAGGUUCACCCAGUUGGGUCAUGUCAAAAGCCAGUCUCCCUGGAAGCGCAGGAGCCCUGUCUGGAGGUCGAGAUGACUACAGGUGCUGCGCAGGAAGCCCAGGCCCAGGAUACAGGGGUCCUGGAUGGCAGCGACCCAUACGGGAUUGUGGACGAUCCGAUCAUCCACUAGGAUGGUCAUCAUUCUCCUCCCUUACAUCGGCACCACCUGUUGGAGGACAUUGGGCCUUACCAGGGUGAUGGUCAUCCAGGGCAGUGCAGGGGACACCUUCAAUACGGAUAGGGACAUGGCAGAAGUCCCUUACCAUGGUUCUCCCCACCACGACAACUGACAGGCUGUCCGCUACUUCUGGGAGGGUGGAGCCCCACUCCCCCAGCUGUACUGUCAGGCUCCCCCAGCUGGCAGUGGCUGCAGCAGCGGCGGUGUGCAGGGUGAGGUGGUGCUGUCAGCUACUUCUAGAGUAAUUGGAGCCUCACUCCCCCGGCUGUGCAGUGGUUGGUUCUUGAUAGGCAGGAUGGUGAUCCGGCAGGGGGCCCAAGCUGUUCCACUUAGGCGAACCCCAUGUCGUUUCCCGAGGGCUGGCGCAAUGUGCAUGCGUGAGUGUGGUGGGGGCUAUCCUGCAAAUGCAUGUUUGUGAUUGGCUGCAGUACCAUUGGCCACGAGAAGGGGACACUGAACUGUGCCUGUGAAAAAAUGUGUGUAGCAAGUGGCACCUUUUCUCAGCUUCAUCCUCCUCAUCGUUACAGUAUAAAGAUAUCAUCUUGUUCGGUGAGAGAACAGCAAAUAGAAUAUAUUCCUGAAUAUGAAGAUUCUAUUCAGGAAACACUAUUAAAUAUAAUUUUACUUUAUAAUUGUGCCGUAUGUUCUGUUCUACAAGGAUGACCUCUGUACACGGGAUAUAAGAUGUGCUGGCAAAUUUUGUCAGAACAGUGGCUGAUUUCUUACAUGUGAUUUAUAAUAGUUCUUGUCAGGCGUAUGCAAACAUUUUAAAACUCUAAAAAGUGACUAAAAGACCACGGCCGCUCAUAAAUAGUUUAGCACCUUCUUUAAACAACAUUUUUUUAAGAUUGCCUUUAAUUGUCAGGCACUGUCUCAGAGCUUCCAGGUGUAGAAAGCCUAGGUUUGCCAGCAAUUCCUCUGACAGGGAUAUCUCACUAUUUUAUUCAGCUGCAGAGACCUCUCGUAACAUGACUAACCCCUAUCUCUUAGCCAUAAAGCAUUAAAUUGGGUUUAAAACUGAACUACUUUACUUGUGCUUGUACUUUAUCGUGUUUUGUACAGUAGCAGUCUGGCAGGGGAUGAUGUUCCUAAUGCAGUUGUGAGUACCAACAGCGUGGAAACCCGAUGCACAGGAGCAGGUACCAACUUGGAACCUUGCAUUUGCCAGCCCAGUCUUUUAACAACUGCGCAAGACAGCCAGCUUGUUUCGACAAUCAUGUACAGAUCAGAAAUAUGGCCUUACCUGCUCUGCCAUAUUAAAGGGGUCAUUCUCAUACAUCUCUCACUGUACCCCUGCUCUCUCUUGGGAGUGUCAGAAGCAGACAUGGGGAUCAGCUGCUGUGCCUGCCCAGUAUGUGAACAACUCUACAGAAGGCUUUUGAAUAAACAGUUGCCAACAGGAAGUUUUUGUGAAUAACAUACGAUGAUAUAUGUUAAUGGGCCUGCCCAGUAUGUAUAGUUUUGCACACCCCCGCACCCCCGUUUUAAAAUGUAGUCCCAGCAAUUCAUCCUAACACCACCUUUAUUAAACAAACAAUUAUACGGGCGGCACUGCCUUGACCUGUCGUUUCAGCUCGGAAACCCUUUGCUUGUCAUUCAACAGUACAUCAGAAAACACAUAAUACCGAUAAUUAUAGAAUCAGCUGUAAAAAAAAAACAGUAGCGAAGACCACCUUAGAGACAAUGAAAAUAUGUAUUUCUUUGCAGGUACAAAAAAAAAAAAAAAAAAAAAAACAUUCAAUUGCAUUGGUUUUAACUUGUAAAUUUGUUUGAAACUCGAGACUCAGCAUAGUCACGUGAUGUGUCUGCGGCCAUACCUGUGGCGCACCCGGAUGCAGUUACACUUUAACGUCAAACAUUUAUUUUUGUUUGUUAAGAAAGUACACGUGAAAGCAAAACAUCUGUGUAUUUGUUCUAUGUAUUGUUGUCCACGAUUAACAACACACACAAAACAACUGUCGCUGUUUAGAAAUAUGUUUUCAACAUGUGUUGCCAGCUCUUGAGUUAGACAGACGAAAAAAACUUUAUUAAAAAAAUAAAACAAUGAAUCUUUCUUCUGAAUGGCCUGGCUGUUUUGUCAAUAGGUCGGUUACGUGGCGUUUUUUUUUUUUUUUUUAUAUUUGUAUUUUUUAAAAAAAAAGUAUAAUAAAACUAGAGAAUAAAAGCGACUCUCGGGGUCACAGACUUCCUGGAGAAGUUUAUCUGUCGAUACAGAGUGGGCGUCAGUUUAUGACAUUAUAUCCUGAUUCUCUGUAGCGACCGAGUCCUGUUUAUUAUUGAACAAACGGGAAGGGAGAAUGGCAGUGCACAAAGUGGGUUUGUCUUAGUGCUGAUACUCUUAAACCCGAGCACUUUCUUCGAAUUGACCUGGAUUUCAUGUAAUCGGAUCAAUCCUGUUUCUAUCUCACCAGCAGAAGUCCGUACCGUUUAAGAAGCGUUGAUAUAAAGUGAAAGCACCAGAGCAACUAAGAAACUUAAUUUAAAUCAAUUAAUGUAUUCAUUUUUUUUAAAACUCUUGCUUACAGCUUAAAAUGUGCUACUAGUUUUGAACAUAGUUGUAUUACGUUACAGAAGACGAAAGACCAACUACAACGACACAGAGGUAUACGAAAAGGGUGAUUUGAGGACUAACUGGAAAACAACGAAUUAAUGAAACGUGCUUAAACAAGAGUUAGAGUAAGGGCAAUGGUAAUGUACGGAAGGAGGAACCGAACAAAAAUACUAUUCCUUUUCGCAGCGUUUGCGAUUGGGUAUAUAAUAUUUCACAGGAAUACUGUUAAGGACUUGGGGGAUGCUGCUGCUAAGAGGGGUGUAAAUGGAAAAGAACAUUUGGUUCAAGGAGACGAACUCGAGAGAUUAAAAAAAACGGUCUACGAAAAACCUCCACUGGACCUUAAUGACCUGGGUGAGAUGGGGACAGCUGUAAAACUGAACUUAGAAGGAGAGGAAAAAAAGAAAGAGGAGGAGAGCAUUAAAAAGCAUCAGAUUAAUAUUUAUGUAAGCGAAAAGAUAUCUCUGCACCGCAGGUUGCCAGAGAGAUGGAACCCCCUGUGCAAACAGAAACAGUAUGAUUAUCGUAGUCUGCCAACUACAUCUGUUGUAAUAGCAUUUUACAAUGAAGCCUGGUCCACUCUGCUACGCACUGUGCACAGUGUGCUGGAGACCUCUCCGGAUAUCCUGCUCAGGGAAGUCAUCCUGGUCGACGACUACAGUGAUAGAGAACAUUUAAAGCAGCCUCUAGAAGAAUACAUUUCCUCCCUGAGGAAAGUGCGUCUGGUUCGGGCACAAAAGAGAGAAGGGCUGGUCAGAGCUCGGUUGCUAGGCGCUUCAAUAGCGACGGGGGAUGUGUUGACGUUCCUAGACUGCCAUUGUGAGUGUCAUGAAGGCUGGUUGGAGCCACUGCUUGAGAGAAUAAAGGAAGAGGAGACGGCAGUGGUGUGCCCAGUGAUCGAUGUGAUUGACUGGAAUACCUUCCAGUACCUGGGGAACCCUGGGGAGCCCCAGAUUGGAGGGUUUGACUGGAGGCUGGUCUUCACCUGGCAUGUGGUCCCAGAACGUGAGCAGAAACGAAGAAGAUCCCCCAUUGAUGUCAUUAGGUCUCCAACUAUGGCUGGAGGCUUGUUUGCUGUCAGUAAGAAGUAUUUUGAGUAUCUGGGUACCUACGAUACAGGAAUGGAAGUCUGGGGAGGAGAGAACCUGGAAUUUUCUUUCAGGAUCUGGCAGUGUGGCGGAAGCUUGGAGAUCCAUCCUUGCUCUCAUGUGGGCCAUGUGUUCCCCAAACAAGCCCCCUAUUCCCGGAGCAAGGCUUUGGCUAACAGUGUCCGCGCUGCGGAGGUGUGGAUGGGUUCCUACAAAGAGCUCUAUUACCACAGGAACCCCCACGCCCGCCUGGAGCCGUUCGGGGAUGUAACCGAGAGAAAAAAACUCAAAGAGAAACUUGAAUGUAAAGAUUUUAAGUGGUACUUAGAAAAUAUUUACCCAGAUAUCCAUGUACCACAAGACCGACCAGGAUUUUUUGGCAUGCUGAAGAACAAAGGGAUGGUCAGCUAUUGCUUCGACUAUAACCCCCCUGAUGAUCACAACAUUGCUGGUCAGAGAGUUAUCCUGUAUCCUUGUCAUGGCAUGGGGCAGAACCAGUUCUUUGAAUACUCGACUUACAAUGAGAUCCGGUACAACACCAGGGAGCCAGCUGGUUGUGUCGCAGUGGAUUCUGGGACGGAUUACUUGACAAUGCAGCUGUGCAAAACAACUCAGCAGGCUGUCCCCGAGGAUCAGAAGUUUAUCUUCAGAGAGGAUAGCACCUUCUACCACGUCCAGACCAAGAAGUGCCUGCAAGCUGUUGAUAAGUCAUACAAAGGUAGCCCGACUCCUGUACUGCAGCCCUGCACGGAUUCCAACUUGCAGAAAUGGUUUUUCCAGGAGAGAACAUAACAAGGACUCCUCCUUGCAAACAAAUGCAAGCUCAGAGGAGCUAAAUCCUAAUGCUGUUUGGUUUGUGUACAUGAAAUGGCAGCUACAGUCUUUGUUCUUACAUAUUUUUACACAUUUUUCAUUACCAUAUCUUCUUUGUGGGUAUAAAAGCCCAAGAGUAUAUGUGAGAAUGUACGUUCAAUAUGGGUAAUUCAUUCGGAACUAUAAAACACCCAUGGCAGUAUAUUUAGUUAUACUAAAAUACAUUUGUCAUUCAGUGUAUUGUGCUUACGAAUGUGCAUGUUUAGCUCAUUUGUUUGUUUAAGGUAGGGAGCCACAUCCUUUUUGUACUCUGAUUAUUUAGCAAAAGAAAAGAGGUGCUGUGAUUAUUGAUGAAUUAGUAGAGGGAUAUGGAGUAUUUGUCUUCAGCAGGGCUAGUUAUGUUGAUAGCAAGUACAAUUCAUUUUGAAGUAACUGAUUUUGGGGUUGGGAAUGGGGUAUAAUAGGCUCACUCUAAUCUCCAGCAAGGUUUACAGAACAGCUGUCAAUAUCGGGAAUCGUAGCAUUAUCUUAGAGGAGCAAAUCUUAUGGAAAAUGCCUUUUGAAAGAGUUGAAUCUCUAUGCAAGUCGUCUAUGCUGUCAGUCCAGCCCCUGUUACAGGCACUUCUAAUUUUUAAAAAAUAAUUAGUGUGAACUUUUAUUAUUAAAAAAGUUUUUUUAGGAUCAGUUCACAUUAAAAGCAUUUGGUUAAAAAAAGAACACAAGAUUUUGUGAUGGACUGUAUGGAAUAGGCCAUCUUUUCCUCCUCUUGUGUUGUGUUGUCACUGCUAUUUUUGGGGAGGUAAUGCACUCCAAUUGGGCCCAGAUAAAGAUCUAGUUGGUGUUAUACUACUACACACUACUGAAUUUUGACUGAAAAGUUUUGUAAUUGCACUUUCCAGGUAUCUUAGCCCACUGGUCUCUAACCCUGGUCCUAGAGAGCCACAGGAUCGUUUGGUUUUCAUUCCAACCAAUUACUUAAUUGGACCAGUUAUUGGCUUAAAUAGUCAGGAUUAACAUGUGUUCCAGAUCUGUAGCCACCUAUAAAACCUGCAGAAUUGUGGCUCUCCAGGACCAGGGUUGGAGAUCCCUGUCUUCACCUCAUCCCUAUUCUGUGACAUCACAGACCCCAGCUGACCCUUACUGAAUACAAACACAGACUGCAGGGUCUCAGUAGGUUCAUUUAAGGAGAAUCAAAGCUUGAACACCUGAACAAAGAGUUGUUUCAGCCAAGGGUUGAUGAUUUUUUUGUAGUGGUGUCUGGUCUGAAUGGUGUGGAAUAAUUCCUAUGUGUACCCUUGCAUUUAUGAAUUCUGUUAGAAUACUAUAUUGUCUCAUCAUCGUUUUCACAGGGUAUUUCCAGUUAUCAUUUGUUCAGUUAGGUGGGACAGAGGUAAAAAAAAAAAAAAAAAACGACUUCUUGAACAUCAUCAGUUUGUCAAAAAAAACACAUUGAGUGUAAUUGAGAUCUGUGUUUCCUGACCACCAAAAUAUGGUUGCAUUGUUAAAGGGUGUAACUUUGUAAAUUGUGUAUUAAAUAUCCUGUAUGGCCA
Polyodon spathula (Mississippi paddlefish) is the source of this 8878-nucleotide messenger RNA. RefSeq names its product polypeptide N-acetylgalactosaminyltransferase 12-like. The record is from RefSeq and is a predicted model, not a curated record. Gene Ontology annotation, cellular component: Golgi apparatus. The transcript has 10 exons. Lineage: Eukaryota; Metazoa; Chordata; Actinopteri; Acipenseriformes; Polyodontidae. The coding region runs from base 5562 to 7307 and encodes 581 amino acids.